AUGAUAUUAUUGGUCGUACUAGUAACUCUUUUAAUCACUACUAGUACGGCAAAUCUAAUAUCAUUGAAUAAGAAAUGUUUAUAUAAACGACAAGACCCAGGAGAACCUGGUAAAACUCCGCCAACGCCAUCUCCCAACACGCCACCUUUCGAUGGCAAAUCUCCAGACGCACAACCACCCUCGGAUGGCAAAACUCCCGACACACCUCCGUCAGAUGGCAAAACUCCAGAAACACCUCCGUCAGAUGGCAAAACUCCAGAAACACCUCCGUCAGAUGGCAAGACUCCAGAAACACCUCCGUCAGAUGGAAAGGCUCCAAACGUACCUCCGUCAGAUGGAAAGGCUCCAAACGUACCUCCAUCAGAUGGAAAGACUCCCGAAAUACCGCCUUCAGACGGCAAGACUCCCAACACACCUCCAUCAGAUGGCAAAACUCCCAACGCACCUCCAUCAGAUGGCAAAACUCCCAACGCACCUCCAUCAGAUGGCAAAACUCCCAACACGCCUCCAUCAGAUGGCAAAACUCCUGACACACCUACGUCAGAUGGCAAAACUCCAAGCUCUCCACCAGCUGAAAAAACUCAAUUUGAAACAACAACAUUACCAGACGUGACUAUAACUCCAACGCCUACAUUAACUUCAAAUAAUGAUCAUUCAAAAGACAACCAAAAACACAUAUCAAGGUUCACAACAUACUUUACUUCGUACUACUCAGUUAUACCAGGUACAACCAAAAUGAUUACCACAACAAACGAAGCUGGUGAACCUACCACUCUCGCUACGUAUGUUCCUCCAUCAACAGUUUUGGUGGUUCAACAAGUGGUAUCACCAAUUUCAGAUUCAGAUUCAAUAGAUAAUGGAAGCGGUAACAUAUUGAACGUACAAGGUUUAUGGGGGAUUGGAAUGAGCAUAACGGUGGUUUGUUUUAGCAUGUUGUAUAUGGUUCUUGCAUAA
Funneliformis geosporum is the source of this 954-nucleotide messenger RNA. Lineage: Eukaryota; Fungi; Glomeromycota; Glomeromycetes; Glomerales; Glomeraceae. The record is from the annotation of a GenBank genome assembly.